Lethenteron reissneri (Far Eastern brook lamprey) is the source of this 3611-nucleotide messenger RNA. RefSeq names its product scleraxis bHLH transcription factor (gene SCX). Gene Ontology annotation, molecular function: DNA-binding transcription factor activity, RNA polymerase II-specific; RNA polymerase II transcription regulatory region sequence-specific DNA binding; protein dimerization activity. NCBI's taxonomy places the organism in Eukaryota, Metazoa, Chordata, Hyperoartia, Petromyzontiformes, Petromyzontidae. The record is from RefSeq and is a predicted model, not a curated record. Gene Ontology annotation, biological process: regulation of transcription by RNA polymerase II; developmental process.
GCGUGCGUGCGCACGUCGACACGUCACACCGACACGCACCCUGACACCGACACACACACCCUAAUACCCGUAGCCUAGGAGCCCGAGCCGUGAGCCUGCUCCUGCCGAGACAUUAUAGUGGCAGCGUAGACGGGAGAUGUAACCCAACUACUCCUCUGCGUUGAUGUGUGCGAAUCUAUGCAGAGAACAACGCAAGCGCAUACUUUGAAGAUUCUGGAAGAGACUUCAACUGAAGAACAGGAGAUUUAUAGAUUUCAAUAUCUAUUAGAACGAACUCAAACCGAAACCAUUUCAAAACUUGAUUUGAUGCCAUUAGUGUCAAAAGUGAAAGCGUUGAAAUAACAAUUUUCUUUAUUAUUUUACGUAUAAUCGUUUACUGGUAAAAUGAAUCGCCUGGAGGUUAUGGAUUCCGAAUAAAUUACAUUCCAAAUUGAAAUAAAAAACACUUAAACCUGACGUAGGCAUGCGACUCUCGCUCGGCGCGGACCUGCGCGGCAGCGCUCGUCGUGCUACGGCCGUCGCGCUCCGACCCUGACCGCGCGUGCCGUCGUCCACACGAGGGGCCGCCGGACCGCGGCGCGCGACGCCGCCGGGCCGGCGCGAUGGCCUACGCGGCUCUGCGGGCCUCGGGCGGCCUGCGCUAUUUCACGGAGGAGCUCUCCGGGGACGAGAACGAGAGCGGCAGCGAGGACUCGGAGCGCUCGCUCCCCUACGGCGCCGGCGGCGCCCCGAGCAAGCGGGCGCGCCACAUCACCGCAGACGGCUCUCUCUGCAGCGGCGGUGCUGCUGCGCCGGGCGAGACGCGCCAGCGGCAGGCGGCCAACGCCCGCGAGCGCGACCGCACACACAGCGUCAACACGGCCUUCACCGCGCUGCGCACACUCAUCCCCACCGAGCCGGCCGACCGCAAGCUCUCCAAGAUCGAGACGCUGCGCCUCGCGUCCAGCUACAUCUCGCACCUCGGCAACGUCCUCUUGCUGGGCGAGCGGUGCCCCGACGGGCAGCCGUGCCACGCCCCCCCGCCGCCCCCCUUCUGCGGCGGGGCGCGCCACGCCGAGAGGGCGCAGCGGGCCGGCGCCGACGCGUCCGUGACGCAAGCUCUGGCCGGGGCCCUCUCGGCCGAUCCCGGCGCGGCGGGGAUGGCGGCGAGCGGAGUAUCGGGCGGCCAGGCGGCGCCGCCAAAAGUCAUCUGCACGUUCUGCCUCGGCAACCAGCGCCGUUUGGGCCGAGAGAGAGAACGCAAAUCUGCCAUGCGUUGCUGACCAGCGGACACGAAACCUCGGCAAAAAUUAUGAGGCGGCCCGAGAAGGUUUCUGUACCAGCUUUCCUGGAACAUUUUGUAAACUUUACAAAACCAAUUCCAAGCCCUUCCCUGAACAUGUCACCCAACUUUGGCACAGCGGGACUUUGCCAGAGAUCGGCAAAACAGUUUGCGUGGCUGGACUGUGGGCAGUGGCGCACAAGAGGAAGGAUGCCUGCACACAAACCCGAGCCAUGGCUGCUUCUCAAGGAGUGAGGCUUGCCCAAGAACCUUCACAGAUUAUCUCAACUCAACAACCAAAGACUCGUGUUCCACUCAUUACGGACACCUGUUCCUGUCGUAUGUUUUGCAUCCCUUUUUAAAACGUAAAAAAUAUUUUUUUACAUUUCAAGCUUUGUGCCUGGCAAGAAAAUAUAAAAAGGCAACUUCUUAAAUCUAGGAAAAUCGUAUUUUUGUAAUAAAUGAUCACAAGUGACCCCACAUUUACAGAUGAACUAAACGUAUCGUGAUUCUGAGUAUUAUCUAACCCUUGUUUUACCGAACAGCUCACCCACAUUGUCCUCUGCUCAGUCGGUGGAUGAGAUCGCCUCGCUUAGCGGCCGUGAACAACUUUUCACAAGAGAAUCUCAGAGAGCGAUAUCCACGUGAGAACUAUUAAGAAUGAUCACCACAACCCACACACCAGCGCAUGGCAGGGCACACAGUACAUGGUUUUUGGGUGACUGUUGCAGGAAUGCGUGAACAGUCAAUGGUGGCAGCACAGUGGAAAUACUCGUGCCUGGCAACAAGAAUAUCCUGUGUUCGAUUCCUGCCUCAGACAGAUUUCUGUGUGGGGUUUGUAUGUUCCCUCCACCUGCUCGGCAUGGGUUUCCUCCCCCUCCCCCCCAAGCUAAAAUAACCAUAAUUAUACCAAAUAAUGCUGCACUACCAAACAACACACGGAAUGAGUGGCAAGGUGAGGGCUUCAGCGCAGCUUCAGAUGCUGUCUUACAGAUUCAGACUGGGCACUACAGCAGCACUGCAAUUUGCAAGCUGCCUAAACGUAAAUACUUAAUUAUAUCGAUGAGGCCGUUAUGACGCACAUUAAGACACGAAAUAAUUGCUAACAUUCAUAAACCGAGCGAUUUCUACAUCGCGUUUGAUGUCAACAUAAUUGAAGGGGCACCCCCAGUGGCAGCUGGCCCUAUGGACACUGGGUGACAGCACCGAGCCUAUCGUCAGGCAUUAAUCUGCCAGUAGGGAGCAAUGAUUGGCAUGUUUAAUCCCAAUUGAGUAUGUGUCAGUCAAGAAUGCAUAGUCAGUCUAUCAGUUAAACACAACGUGAAGAUUGGUAAAUCUGGCGGAAACCAACAUGGCACCCAUGGCAUUAGGGCCCAUGGUAGUCUGCUGCACAGGUAAACGCAAAUUCUUCCCCGAGGCCGUGCACAGCAGCAUGGCCUCACUCACAAAACACGGCCAUAGUUCUUUUCAGAGCAAAUGGGAUUGUGGGACAGUUUUCACGUCGGCCAUCUGGGAAUGCGCAGAGUGCUCAAAGCGGGCUGCACGUGGGAACUCAAUCAGACAAACAAGUUCAGAGGGUGGUGGGAGCAAGAUGGGGGUAUUUUUAUGAUUUGAUCGUGAGCCCCAGCAGAUCGGACCGAGCGUCUCAAGAGGUGCUGCCAGGAGCGUCCGUCCCUCGAGUCGCCAAUACACGGGAAGGGGUGGGGGGGGGUAACGGAGAUCGCCACGCGAGGCUCUGUCGAGGCUCUGUCGUACGGCUUGGUCACACGGCGGCGCGCAGCUGGCAAACAGCAGGGGAAGGGUGAGAGCACGCCUAACUGCUGCACACCGAUCGCAGCGCGCAGCGCGACUGGGCUGUAGGGCGGUGGCGGCGCAAUGGGAAAGCUCGUGCCUCGUGAGCAAGAAGUACCUGGGUUCGAUUCCUGAAUCAGGCUCCCCUUUUUGUGUGGAGUUUGAAUGAUCUUACCUCUCCUGUAUGGGUUUGUUAACCUAAGCUAUGAAGACACACACAAUGCAACUGGUAUUGCCAAAACAUUCAAAUGUUGCAAAAAUUAUCUGCAAAUUAUUCAACUGGGAUCACACACAGCAGCAACAUCGCCCCCUCCCCACCACCUCCCACCGAAAACAUCCCAGUGCUAAAGAAUUACGCACAAAUUACUCAUUUGGGAUUGCACAGAGCAGCAACAUCGCCGCCGACUGCAAAAAACUUGGCAGGAUCCUCCUGAAAAGGUCUUGAGACUCGUCGAGGCUCUGCUGGGUAAACAAGCGGAUUCAUAAUAAAUAAUAUUAUGAACCCGUAGCAGGGGCCUACCACCAUUAGCAUGCGUCUGCUGCACUGUACGCGCAAUGC